Molecule: messenger RNA, 1312 nt
Organism: Nematolebias whitei (Rio pearlfish)
Lineage: Eukaryota; Metazoa; Chordata; Actinopteri; Cyprinodontiformes; Rivulidae
Gene: ndufaf5
Product: NADH:ubiquinone oxidoreductase complex assembly factor 5
Exons: 11
Coding region: 82-1146 (354 amino acids)
Biological process (GO): mitochondrial respiratory chain complex I assembly
Cellular component (GO): mitochondrion
Molecular function (GO): S-adenosylmethionine-dependent methyltransferase activity
Source: RefSeq, a predicted model, not a curated record
CCACUGAGGUCUUUCGUUACAGAGACAGGAAGGUUCGAGUCUGCAGACAUGAUGGAGGUUCUGACAGAUUAAAGCAGCAUUAUGAGCAGCAGACUGGGACAGAGGGUCCUGCAGACCGCUUGGAUCAGGACCUUCUGGGACUGCAGGCUCCAGGCCGGGGCCAGGUCCUCCUGGGACUGCAGGCUCCAGGCCGGGUUCAGGUCCGGACUCAGCAGGAGCCUGUCAGGGUCAGCCAGGGGCACCAUGAAUGUGUUCAACAGAGAGAUGAAGAGGAGGCAGAGAAACUGGUCUGCGUCUCUGCUGGACCACCACGUGUACGACUACCUGAAGGACGAGGUUGGGAGUCAAGUUGCUGAUCGGGUUUUUGAUAUCACAAGGACAUUUCCUCUGGCCCUGGACAUCGGAGCAGGGAAAAGUCACAUCGCCAAGCACUUAAACAAGGAUGUGGUGCAGCGUCUGGUUCUGACAGAAAGCUCCCAGGAGACUCUGAAACUCAACAGGCCGAGUGAGAUCCAGACUCAGAGGGUUCUGGCCGAUGAAGAGUUCCUGCCGUUUAAGGAGAACACCUUCGACCUGGUUCUGAGCAGCCUGAGUCUGCACUGGAUCAACGAUCUUCCUGGAGCUCUCAAACAGAUCCAGCAGGUUCUGAAGCCGGACGGGGUGUUCAUCGGGGCGAUGCUGGGCGGGGACACGCUCUACGAGCUGCGCUGCUCCCUGCAGCUGGCCGAGAUGGAGCGGGAGGGGGGGUUCUCCCCCCACGUGUCCCCCUUCACCGCCAUCACGGACGUGGGGAACCUGAUGGGCCAAGCGGGCUUCAACAUGCUGACCGUGGACACACAUACCGUUCAGGUCCAUUAUCCAGGAAUCAUGGAAGUCUUGAUGGACCUCCAAGGGAUGGGGGAGAGUAACUGUGCCUGGAACAGGAAGUCACUGCUGCACAGAGACUCCAUCUUAGCUGCUGCUGCUGUUUAUAAAGAGAUGUUUGGCAGCGAUGACGGCGCGGUUCCUGCCAGAUUCCAGAUCUUCUUCAUGAUUGGCUGGAAGCCUCAUGAGUCUCAGGCGAAACCCUCGAAGCGCGGAUCAGCGACGGUGUCGUUCGAAGAUCUGUCCAGGAUCAACCAGCAGAGCGGCUCGGAUAGACCCUAACCCUGCCACCGAGUCAGAUUCCUGGGUUUAGGGACUUCAGAACCAGUUCUUGGUUCUGAAAUGAUCCCAAGGAUCCGGCCCGAGGUGACAAUGUUACAGGAAGUUCAUCUUUGUGACUUCCUGUUUAAAAACCUGCAGUCAGAGUGAAUGAGAGUUCCUGAACAUC